AUGAGUAAACCAUACCAGCUACAAGAUCGAAUAAGUGAGUUAGAAACAGAAAAUGCUGGAUUACAAAGAAAAAUAACCGAAUUGGACAAUGAGAAACGAAAUCAGCUACUGGCAGAAUUACGCGACCGAAUAGAAUAUUUAUCAACAGAAAAUGAUAAAUCGCAAAGCAAAAUAAAUAAAAUAGACGAACGAUCAUGGAUUAUAAGAAAAUUAAGAGGAAGGAAAAGAAAACAGCUUGUAUCUAAGAUUAAUAGAAAUGAUCAGGAAAUCAAGUACCUCCGGGCAGCCGUCCAAGGAAUUGAAGAUUUCCGGAGAACAAAUGAUUCAAGUUUUGUAGAAAGUGUUGUUAAACUUAUUCCACCUGUUGUGCAAAUAAUAUCGCUUUUUUUAGCUCGACGCUAG
This is a messenger RNA of Acaulospora morrowiae, 402 nucleotides long. NCBI's taxonomy places the organism in Eukaryota, Fungi, Glomeromycota, Glomeromycetes, Diversisporales, Acaulosporaceae. The record is from the annotation of a GenBank genome assembly.